GCAGCCCCAGGCAUACAGAGGCGGCGAGGAGGGCUCCACUCCGCGGCGUGCUGCAGCCAGGGUGGGCUUGUAGAUGCUGGCAGCGGGCAGGGAGCCCCCCUGUGUGAGCGACGCCACCCUAGGAGCCAGAGGGAGGGACCUGCCUGCUGGAUGCUUCCUGGGUGCUGCUCCAACAGAGAUCCUCAGCGUUGUCUUUCGCAGCAUGAAGAAGGAAAGAGAAUGGAAGGUGCUGAUCAUGGACCACCCCAGCACGCGCACCCUCUCGUCAUGCUGCAAGAUGUCUGACAUCGUGGAUGAAGGCAUCACGCCCUGUCCUGAACCUCUGUUCAAGGAGCUGAGGAAGUCACGGAUCACCAAGGCCAUCAAAACACUCAAGGAGAUCAACAUGGUCUUCCUGCCGUACGGGAGCCAGGGACCAACGAUGACUGAGAGGACAAGCAGGAGGAGGAGGAGGAAUGGGUGGAUGUGGCUACAGAGGAGGCUGCUGUCAACAUCAUCCAAAAGUAGCUCCAGUGCAGAGAAAAGACAUCACUGAGGACAAACUGGACAAGAAGUUGUGGCCCUUUGUGUUGGAGCCGGUCCCUGCCACCAGUUCCCAGGC
Molecule: messenger RNA, 601 nt
Organism: Gopherus flavomarginatus (Mexican gopher tortoise)
Lineage: Eukaryota; Metazoa; Chordata; Testudines; Testudinidae
Product: syntaxin-binding protein 2-like
Exons: 6
Coding region: 74-535 (153 amino acids)
Source: RefSeq, a predicted model, not a curated record